Molecule: messenger RNA, 1410 nt
Organism: Priceomyces carsonii
Lineage: Eukaryota; Fungi; Ascomycota; Pichiomycetes; Serinales; Debaryomycetaceae
Gene: ALG2
Product: GDP-Man:Man(1)GlcNAc(2)-PP-dolichol alpha-1,3-mannosyltransferase
Exons: 1
Coding region: 1-1410 (469 amino acids)
Cellular component (GO): endomembrane system
Molecular function (GO): alpha-1,3-mannosyltransferase activity; GDP-Man:Man(1)GlcNAc(2)-PP-Dol alpha-1,3-mannosyltransferase activity
Source: RefSeq, a predicted model, not a curated record
AUGACGGAAGUCUACGAGGGUAGCUCAAAGAAGAUCGCGUUUAUCCAUCCAGAUCUAGGAAUUGGAGGUGCUGAGAGAUUAGUAGUUGAUUCCGCAAUGGGUCUUCAGGAUUUGAACUACAAUGUUAGCAUAUUUACUUCGCAUUGUGACAAAUCACACUGCUUUGAAGAAGUUAGCUCUGGAAAAUUACGUGUUGAAGUCUACGGGGACUUCUUACCAACAAGCAUAUGCAAAAAGCUACAUAUAGUAUUUGCCAUAUUAAGGCAGUUAUAUUUAGUUUUGAAGCUAAUUAUUACUCAAGAAAUCGAACAAUUUGAUUACUUUAUAGUAGAUCAGCUUUCAUUUUGCGUCCCCUUUUUGAUCCAAUUUAGUAGAAGAGACUGCAAAAUCAUGUUUUACUGUCAUUUCCCGGAUCAAAUGUUAUCUAAAAAAGAAGGCUUUAUCAAGAUGCUUUAUAGAAUACCUUUCAAUUUUAUUGAAGAAUGGACUACAGGGUUAAGUGACUGUAUUAUUGUCAAUUCAAAUUUUACUAAAAGUAUUUUUCAUAAAACAUUCAAGAGGCUAAGAAAUGUUGAACCUGAAGUAAUAUACCCUUGUAUUGAUGUCAACUCCACGGAUCUAAAUGAAGAAGAGGUAAGAAAAGUUGUUGAUGUCAAAACGUUCUUCAAAGGAACUCUGUACUUUCUAUCGAUCAAUAGAUUUGAGAGGACCAAAAACAUCGAACUUGCAAUAGAAGCAUUUGCAAAAUUCAAAAAGCUUAUCCCUUUGACUAAAAAGCCAGUCUUAGUCAUAGCUGGUGGAUAUGACUCAAGAGUAACCGAGAAUGUGGAAUAUCUAAAUGAGCUUAUAAAAAUAUCGGACAAUCUUAAGCUAACGAAUUUUACGAUUAGGGGAAAGUUAAUUGUUAUGCCUCCUUCCACAGAUGUCUUAUUUCUACCUUCCAUAAGUACUUCUUUGAAAAAGGCAUUGAUAAAGAAUACAGAGAUGCUCUUAUAUACUCCUUGUUCUGAGCAUUUUGGUAUAGUUCCACUUGAAGGAAUGCUUUUUAAGAUACCAGUUUUGGGUGUUAACCAUGGGGGCCCAUUGGAAACAAUUGUCAAUUAUGAUGGGAUGAACCUUGAUUCCGCAACUGGAUUCAUCCAAGAACCUAAUAGCCAUUAUUGGGCAAAAAUUAUGAUUGAAUAUUUCCUUGAACUCAACACAGAAAUUAAAACGCAAUUAGGGCAAAAUGCUUACGAGAGAGCUAUCAAAGUCUUCCUGAGGGAAGAGAUGAGUAAAGCGUUUGCUUCUAGUUUAUCAAGAUGCGAGGAGUCAUCCUCUGAUAAGGGUAUACUAUUUAUUCUAAUUCGCCUUUGGAAGAUUGAAAUCGUUUUACUAUUUUCUAUUAUCGCUUACAAAUUGAUAUACUGA